Messenger RNA from Rotaria sordida, 1233 nucleotides. The record is from the annotation of a GenBank genome assembly. NCBI's taxonomy places the organism in Eukaryota, Metazoa, Rotifera, Eurotatoria, Philodinida, Philodinidae.
AUGCCUGAACUUCCUGAAGUAGAAUAUGCUCGACGAUUAUUAGCUUGCUUUUUAAAUCAUACACAUAUUACUAAAGUUACGUAUCCGGAUGCAGAUGGUUUAUCAAAACGUUUUAUAAAUUGUACACCAACAACAUUUGCUAAUGGUUUAGUUAAUCGAAAAAUACUUGAUAUUAAACGACAUGGAAAAUAUUUAUGGUUUGAAAUGAAAGAUCAACAACCUUUAACACCAAUAUUUCAUUUUGGAAUGUCAGGAGGUUUUCGUAUAAAAUCCGCACCUGAUAUUACUUAUUCAAAAGAAAUGAAACUUAUCAAAAUGAAAGCAAAAAAUGAAAUCGAUGGACAAUGUGAAUCUUUUGUUUAUGAUGAUGAACUUGAUGCUGAUCUAACAUGGCCACCUCGUUUUACACGUAUGCGAUUUUUAACAUCAAAUGGUCAUGAUAUAUGUUAUACAGAUCUUCGUAAAUUUGGACGUUUUCAUCUUGUUGAAUCAAAUUCACCACUUUCAUGUCUUCCAUUAUCGAAACUUGGAUUUGAUCCUUAUCUUCAAAUGCCAACAUAUGAAAAUUUUCUUAAUUUAAUUCAUUCAUAUCGACCAGCAUCUAUUGAACUUAAAACAUUUUUACUUGAUCAAUCUUUUUGUGCUGGUAUUGGUAAUUAUUUAGCUGAUGAAAUACUUUAUCAAUCAAAUUUUCAUCCACGAAAACGUUUAAAUACAUUAAAUGAUGAACAAUUAAAAAUGUUACAUAAAAAUAUUGAUUAUGUGAUAAAAACAGCUGUUGAUGCUGGUAGUAGUCAUAAAUUUCCACGUGAAUGGCUUUUUCAUUAUCGAUGGACAAAUAAACGAAAAACAGAAGAUUAUUAUAAAUUAACAAUAGAAUUUGAUACUGUUGGUGGACGAACAUCAGCUUAUGUACCACAACGACAAAUGUUAUCGAAUGAUGAACAACAACAAGUUGACAUCAGACUUGCUGCAAGAGAAAUUAAACGAACAAAUAAAAAGAUGAUGAAAGAAAAUGAUGUAAAUAGUAAAGAAUCGAAUGAUGACGAAAAUGAUGAUGUUUCCAUUGAUAUAAAAGUAUCGAUAAACAAACAAAGUAAACGAAAAUUAAUUAAAACUGAUUCGGAAGUAAAUGAACUACCAUCCAAGAAAAAAUUAUCAUUAGCUUCAAAUGUCAUAUCAAAUCGACCACAACGAGCAUGUAAACAGAAAAUAAUUAAUUAUCAUGUAUGA